AUGUGGAAAUCGUUGCUCUUGUUCGCUUUUCUAUCCCAAACUGUCAAUGGAUAUCUUCUAUCAAAAAGUGAUCCAAUCUGUCGAGAUGAAAGUUUUCUCUUUUAUUGGAAAUCAAUGGAUCCAGAAGUCACAAGUGGAAACAGUCCAUUGGACAUUACCAGUAAUUGUUGCGUCUCUUUUCAGAUAUGGUUCCGAUUGAUUUUGGUAAUCUUUUUCCUGUUCUGGAUCGCCACUUUCGUUCCAAUCGUCGUCAAUUUCAUUGAAGGGACCGAUAGAAGAACCAAUUGUUGUGAUGAGAAAAAGAAGAAGGAAAAGAAGAACACUGGAAAAGAAUAG
This is a messenger RNA of Caenorhabditis briggsae, 336 nucleotides long. Lineage: Eukaryota; Metazoa; Nematoda; Chromadorea; Rhabditida; Rhabditidae. Bases 1 to 336 code for a protein of 111 amino acids. The record is from RefSeq and is a predicted model, not a curated record. The transcript is spliced from 2 exons.